Molecule: messenger RNA, 3707 nt
Organism: Corylus avellana
Lineage: Eukaryota; Viridiplantae; Streptophyta; Magnoliopsida; Fagales; Betulaceae
Gene: POL
Product: Protein phosphatase 2C family protein
Biological process (GO): protein dephosphorylation
Molecular function (GO): protein serine/threonine phosphatase activity
Source: RefSeq, a predicted model, not a curated record
AGAGACCCUCCUUGAUGAACUCAACUUUGAUUCUCCAUCAUCAGACCAAAUCCCAAUUUUUUUAGUAUUUUUUUUUUAAUAUAUAAAUAUGUUUCAACCCAAAAACCGCAUUUUCUGCUCUCUUCCUCUUCUCUCCCCAACUAGUCAAAAUGCACACUCCAACUCUCAAUCCUUGAUUUCUCACCGAAACUCUUUUUCUCUGAGUCUCUUUUAAUUCUCUUGGAAUGCUCUCCUAGCUUUUUUUUUUUUUUUGGCUCUUGCACAGUUGUGUAUGUCUGCAUGAUUCAAUCAUGUGGGUAUUGCUUUCUCUUAUUUGGAUAUUUGUCAGAUUCCACAAAGAUAUAUCUGAAAUGGGUUUGCGUCUUUGUUUGAUUCUGAUGUGUUCCAUUCGCUGAUUCACUGUCCUUUGGCGCUCCUAGAUCUGUUUUCGGCUCUGCUCGAUCCACUGCUUUAUUCCUGCUUUAGUAGCUUUACCACUACCCACAAGGUCAGAUCAUGGCAUUUUACCGUUUAUAGUUGUUGCUUUGUUUCGGUAUUUUCUGCUUGCUAUUUCUAAUUGAUGAGAGAAUUUAGCUGGUUUGCACCGAGUGAUGCACAAAAAGUUGGGUCUAUGCUCUUUGAAAAACACUAGAGGCUCUUUGAUGCUUUGAGUCCGACAACUUGAUGAUGCAUAGGCACCGGAGCAAUAUUAAGGUGGUUGGGGGGUUUCUUGGGCUUUUGCUAAUUCGGCUCAACUCUUUUAUUCUAUAUUUGUUCAUGGUGCAUAGUUGCACAAACCCUCCAUCUCAGAGGUAUCUGUUAUAAGUUGUGAAAGUAAGUAAUGGGCAACGGAACUUCUCGUGUUGUCGGUUGUUUUGUGCCUUUCAAUGGGAAAAAUGGCGUUGAUUUAGAGUUCUUAGAGCCACUAGAUGAAGGAUUAGGCCAUUCCUUCUGUUACGUUAGGCCAUCAAUUUUUGAAUCUCCUGCCAUUACCCCAUCAAACUCUGAAAGGUAUACUGUUGAUUCGAGUACCCUCGAUUCUGAAACGUUAAGUGGGUCAUUUAGACAUGACAUGAUAGAUGAUGCCUCGGGGUUACACAGAACAUACAAGAGCGUCCCAGAAACCACAUUUAAAACCAUCUCAGGGGCAUCGGUCAGUGCCAAUGUUUCUACGGCUCGGACUGGUAACCAGAGUGCACUGUUUGCCAGUGAUGUCCAAGAGCCCGCUGCAUCAUUUGAAAGCACCUCCUCAUUUGCCGCAAUCCCUUUGCAGCCUGUACCUCAUUGCUCUGGACCAUUGAAUGGAUUCAUGUCUGGGCCGCUUGAGAGAGGUUUUGCUUCUGGUCCUUUGGAAAGGGGAGGUGGUUUCAUGUCCGGGCCGAUUGAGAAGGGUGUAAUGUCUGGUCCACUUGAUGCUACUGAUAAAUCUAACUUCUCUGCACCACUUGCACGCAUUCGGAGAAGACCAGGCCUCCAACGUCUCAUGAGGAGUGUGAGCGGGCCUGUGAGGAACACUUUCUCCCGGACCUUCUCAAAACAUUCCGGGGGGCCUAGUUGGAUGCAACGGUUUUUCUUGCACCCGGUGUCUCAAUUGGCCUGGCAUCCUAAGGAGCCAAAGUUUCGAGCCGAUGCCUCACGAAACUGUCCUGAAGGUGUGCAAUCUGAAGGGGAGUAUAGAUGUAUUCACAACCUGCAAUGGGCUCAUGGCAAGGCUGGUGAAGAUAGAGUUCAAGUUGUGCUUUCGGAAGAACAAGGAUGGUUGUUUAUUGGGAUAUAUGAUGGUUUUAGUGGGCCAGACGCACCAGAGUUUCUGAUGAGCCAUCUUUAUAAAGCAAUAGACAGAGAACUGGAAGGACUGCUUUGGGAUUAUGAAGACAAACCUCUUAUCGAUCCAUUGAAACCUGAACCCCAUAAUGCUGGACAUAGAGAAGCAGCUUCAGAGUCCAGCAAGGUGGACCAGCCGAAUCCUGAUUCAAGUCAAAUAAUUUAUUGUGGUUUAGAGGAUGUGUGCAGACAUCAAUUUGUUAGAGGUCAAUCUUCUAACUGUGAAAUAGUUGAGGAAAAUGAAGAAGUUAGGAUGGGUGUCGAACCCAGUUGUGAAAAGCCCUGCAUCUCAGGAACUGCAGCUGUUUCUGUGCCAGCUGCAAACUCGAGUGGUCAAGGCAGAAAAAGUAUGCGGCUUUAUGAGCUACUUCAGAUGGAGCCUUGGGAUGGACAAGGUUCUAAUUUAGUCUUGGAAGUCGGGAACCGAAGAAAGGUUUCAUGGGAUUGUCAAUUGAGCCAAGAAACUUUGGAUUCUAGGCAAAACUUACAAGAAAAUCAGGCAAGGUCUUGCUCGUUGGACCCCAAAGGAGAUAGUUGUAGCCAUCGGGGUGAAGAUCCCACUACUUCGGGUGAAGACGUAGGGGUUAGGGUCGAAUCCGCUAAUCAUAGUGUUGUAACUGCUCUUUCUGUUUCAAGGCAAAGGCAGAAUACUAGAAAGUCAUUAAUCAGUUCAAAGAUUAGAAAAAUGUAUCGGAAGCAAAAGUCCUUGCGUAAGAAACUUUUUCCUUGGAGUUAUGAUUGGCACAGAGAGGAGAGUUUUGUUGAUGAAAGAAUGGUGGAGCCCUCGGGGCCUAUUAGGAGAUGCAAAUCUGGUGUUAUUGAUCACGAUACGGUUUUAAGAGCAAUGGCUCGAGCUCUUGAAAGAACCGAAGAGGCUUACAUGGAAAUGGUGGAAAAGGCUCUUGACAAAAAUCCGGAGCUUGCUUUGAUGGGGUCAUGUGUUCUAGUAAUGUUAAUGAAGGAUCAAGAUGUCUAUGUCAUGAACCUAGGGGAUAGCCGUGUGAUCUUGGCUCAAGAAAGACCAAAUGACCGUUAUCCUAAUCCAAGUUUUUUGAAAGAUGAUGUGAGACAUAGGAAUAGAUCCAGAGAGUCAUUAGUGCGUAUGGAGUUGGACAGAAUAUCGGAGGAUUCUCCAAUGCAUAAUCAGAACAGUCAGCUUAGCAAGAUAAAUAAAAGCAGAGAGGUUUCGUUAUGCAGAUUGAAAAUGAGAGCAGUACAGCUUUCCACCGAUCACAGCACAAGUGUUGAAGAGGAAGUUUUUAGAAUUAGGGCUGAACAUCCGGAUGACAACCAGGCUGUAUUUAAUGAUCGAGUGAAGGGGCAAUUGAAAGUCACCAGAGCAUUUGGUGCUGGGUUCCUGAAGAGGCCAAUUUGUAACGAGGCUCUGCUGGAGAUGUUUCGGAUUGAUUAUCUGGGAACUGUUCCUUAUGUCAGCUGCAUUCCUUCCCUUAUUCACCACAGACUUUCCUCGAGUGAUCGAUUCCUGGUACUCUCCUCUGAUGGACUUUACCAGUACUUUAGCAAUGAAGAGGUAGUUGCUCAUGUCACUUGGUUCAUGGAAAAUGUUCCUGAAGGGGAUCCUGCUCAGUACCUAAUCGCAGAGCUUCUCUUCCGUGCUGCCAAAAAGAAUGGAAUGGAUUUUCAUGAACUGCUGGAUAUUCCUCAUGGGGAUCGACGCAAAUAUCAUGAUGAUGUUUCUGUUAUGGUUGUUUCACUGGAGGGAAGGAUCUGGAGAUCAUCUGGAUAAUUGUUUACAUCUAUUUUUUAUUUUAAUUUUUUGUUCAUUUUUGGUUCCUCUCUCUCUCUCUGCUAGGUUAUUUCACGUUUGCACAUUGCAUCAACAAACAAUGUCACAAUUUUCAGGCAAGGAGUAAAUCAUUUAUGCAUUUCAGAAAUCAGAAUCA